GCAGUUUUCAAAACCUCCAAGGUCACCCGUUUGUUUUCGAAUGUCCAACCAUUGGUAACACCUACAAAACCUGUAGAGUUUUACUUCAAAUUAGCUUGAAAGUAAACUGUGAUAUAUUAAAAUUUUUCUCAUCGAUUGUGUUAUUUAUUAAAAGCCAUUUUUUUGACUCAACUAAACAUUUGUGAAGUAAAGGUGAACUUUGGAAAAAUACAGGCAACAUUAUCCAAAAUAGUUCGUGUUAAUUGAGGGCUAUUACAACCAAAGCUCAUUUUUUCCAUUUACUUUGAGGAAAUAGUGAGACACUUGGCCUAAAUGUCUCACAUCAGGAAAAACCUUUGUAAAUUAUCAACUUCCCUAUCUCGGAUUUUAGGGUUCUCUCCGAAAUCCAAUAACAGAGUAGAUACCUAUCAACCCUAAUAGACACUUUCUCUUUCACCUUUGUAACAGUAGUGAAGUUACAUAAAAAGGGAAACAGUUGGAUGCGUUUCAGUUGUCCCUUGCCUGCUGCUUCUUCGUAAUCUCGUCAGUUGGCCUUCUUGUCUGUCUGAUGGCUUACUGGUUUCCUGUGGUAUGAUAUGAUACGUACUGUAGUCGAUAAAAAUGACUUUAAUAAAUGUGGUUGGAAAUUUUAUUUUCAAUGGUUUGUAAGUUAUAAUCAACGCGGCGCAAAUCUGCGUUAACCCAUGUAGACACACUGUAGCAACAGAAUAAAGUCAGAAUUAAGAGUUGGACUGGACAUUUUCUGCUUAGUACUCGCCCGUUCGUCUUCAAAUCACUUAAUGUAAAACUUUUAUACUUCCAUAACUAGGAUUCAUCUAUACAUACCAUUUGUAGGUUCUGUCAAUGUCUCUACUUUAGUGAUUCGUGAUUUCUCUUCCUUUAGCACGACAUCAGUUUGUUGUACCUUGCAGUCAUCUCAUUACUUUUAGUAUUUUAAUCGCUGAUGUUUUUAGUUGAUAAAUAGUUGAAUCUAAAUAUCUUAUGCUAUACACCAACACCUUCAUUACGUUUGGUCUAGUUUUUAGUUGUUCACACUCAUUACGUCUCUGUGGCGACUAUAGGCCCCCAUAUUUUUUCAAAAACUUUGCUUCUUUGCAGGUAUAUAGGUACUCUUUGUCGGUAUACGUUAAAAUAGCAUUUCGUAAAGUUAUGGCUUUGGAUCUUUCAAGUGUGAAUGACACUUCUUUCGAAGAAACUGGCUCAAAUACAACCUAUAACUGUGUUUUCCUCUCUUCAGAAGUUAUUUCUUUCCCUGGAACUAAUGAUAUUCUCUUCUAUAUAUCUGAAAUAGGUCAUUUAGUUUUGGCAAACUUCUUCGUUGAACAUUCCAAUGGAAGUUACAUACUUAAAAAACUUCCACAUAUCAAAUUUCCACAUGAUUCAUCCGAUUUACCAACAAAUCUAUCUUUGGAUAAAAGUCUCUCAAAUCAAGAAAAUGUAAUAUCACAACUUUCAGUAAAUGAUUGUUCAAAUAUAUUGGAUUUAAACUAUCCUAGUAAAUUUGGACGUAUUGAGACAGAUAUACAGUCCUCAGCUUUGGAUCGCACAAAUGUUUCUCAUAUUCAAACAUGUUCACAACAGACAGCAGUUAAUUCAUCAUCUUUGAACGUACCAGAAUUAGAAAACCCAACUAAUUCUACCAUUCCCCGUCCACAAUGUGAAAACAGUUCAGCUAAUAUGAAUAAAAGUAAAAAUUCCUCGUCUCGCAUUUCACGAUCAAAAUUUUUAGGACAAAUCGUUUGUGAAAUCUUGAACAAAAUGAAGAAUCGUAUGACGUCAUCAGAAAAUCAAGAAAUCAUCAUUCAAGGACAUAAUUUAACUGAACUGGAGCAUUUUGUUAAACACUUGCGAGAGUUUCGUCUACGUUUAGGUCUUUCACAAGUUCAACUAGGUAUCGAGCUUUCAAAACAUUUUAAUGAUAAAGCCUUAUGUAGUCAAACUCUUCUAUCAAGGUUUGAGAAGUUAAAUGUCACUGUUAGAUCUGCUUAUCGGCUUUUGCCUUAUCUAAAACGUUGGAUUUCACAUGCUGAACAAAAUCAAUGUGGUCAAAUCACUAUUGAAAAAUUGUCCGUCUUUCAUCAUCCGAUCCCUGUACGUGCUGUAGGCAACUCCCGUUUAACUACAUUGGCUCGUUUAGGUCGUACCGGUUAUAAUUCCUCAUCCUCUUCUUCUUCAACUUCAUCUGUUUUAGCUCUCGUAAAAAAACAAGUCAAAGAUAAUGAUUGUGUUGCCGAUUAUCCUACAGAUCAUUCUUCACUUUCGGAGCUAACUUCUGAUAUAUCUGAAUUCAACUGUAAAUUACCCGAUCCACAACAAAAAAGAUGUCGGCGGCGUCGUACUUAUUUUUCCCCAAAAGCUUUAUCAAUAUUAACUGAAUUUUACUCUACAAAUACUCGACCAAAAGGUACUGAUUUCACUGAAUUGGCAUCAAGAAUAGGCUGUGAUAGAGAAUCAGUUCGUGUUUGGUUCUGUAACAGACGUCAAUUAGACCAUGAUUGCUCUCAAAAAGUUUAGUGACCGCUUCAGUAGAUUUGUAGGAUUGUUAUCAAUAGAUCGUUUAUUUACUUUCUUGUUUCUUGCACAUAUGUGCCUGGUCCUACGUUUCUUGUUUAAUCCACUUUAUCGUAUCACUAUUUGAGAAUUAACGUUCUCAAUAAUUUGUACAUUUGUUAUAAGUUUUUUAAACUAUUGUUAUGCUGUCAAUCCUCCAUUGAGACCAAACCUUCGCAAUAAAAUGUCUUGUUCUAUGCUAUUAAAAAAAUUAACCGGUAACUUUAGU
Schistosoma spindalis is the source of this 2779-nucleotide messenger RNA. The record is from the annotation of a GenBank genome assembly. Lineage: Eukaryota; Metazoa; Platyhelminthes; Trematoda; Strigeidida; Schistosomatidae.